GGCUGCGAUAGGUUGUCACUUUCCCAUUUCCCCUUUUUUGGCAUACACUUCCCAAUUCGAGCUCGCACACACGGAGAGAGAGAGAGAUGUGUCACUCGCCGUCGGGAUCACGCGCGACGGCGCGGUCGGGCAGGGUGGAGGAAUUCGCCGACGCGGCAACGGAGGAAGGCGGCGAGUCCAAACUCUCCGCGCUCCUCUACGACUUGUCGCAGCAGGUCCAGGACAGCCUCCAGAGCAUGCUGAAGAUGACGGGCGAGAUCGAGCAGUGCAGUGACGAGAUCGAGGUGGAGAUCGAGCAGGCCAAGGAGGGCGUGGCUGACAAGUACAGGGUGCUCGAGGAGGAGAAGGAAAGGUUCCAGAAGGUGGCCCUCGCGGCGCUCAACAUCCUGAGCGGUGGCAUCUGAAGCCUGCACCACCUGCUGGC
Molecule: messenger RNA, 424 nt
Organism: Triticum urartu
Lineage: Eukaryota; Viridiplantae; Streptophyta; Magnoliopsida; Poales; Poaceae
Product: polyamine-modulated factor 1-binding protein
Source: RefSeq, a predicted model, not a curated record